GUAAUUUUCGGGAUCAUUUUGCACGCGUUGAGCUAUGGGACUUAACACAGCGAUUGCCUCAGUGACCUCGUACUUCUUGUAGCUAUAGAACCCUGGGUCUUCAGAGCACUCGAUAUAGCUCUUGUUAAUUCCGUUGUCCAAGCUUCUCCAGCCUCGAUCAGGGAGAAUAGGCUCUGUUCGUUGCAGCCAUCUACUACUGCUGUGUUUCCAAUAACGCCAUCACUUCUGUUGUUGGCGGAACCCCCGGUCAAGGGAGCAGCACAAUCACCAAAAGGAUCUCAAUUCACCAUUUGCGGUACACUUGUCUACCCUGAGGCCAGGAUCUCUCGAAAUGACUGAUCGCAGGCGGAUCAAUGGUCCCGUAGGGACAACGCUUCCUCCGGUAUUUUUCGAUGAACCUAUACCAGACAAGCCGGGCCCACGGACGAGGUCAAGGCCACCAAAUGCCAUUCGGAAAAUUUUUCUCAAAACUGGCAUAACACCUUCUGCUAGCGGCUCUGCUUAUCUAGAGAUUGAGAAUCCGGUGGUGUCUGGGAAGGAAGGGGAGACCUCAACAUCAGGUCUCAAGCUUUCGUGCACAGUACAUGGGCCCAGGGCUUUGCCAAGAUCAACACCUUUCUCGCCGCACAUCAUACUCUCUACUCACAUCAAGUACGCGCCUUUUGCGACCAAACAACGGCGCGGCUACAUCCGCGACUCGACAGAGCGGGAUCUAUCCGUGCACCUGGAGACUGCCCUGCGCGGUGUCAUCAUUGCCGACCGAUGGCCCAAGAGCGGUGUUGAUGUGAUCGUCUCCGUCAUUGAAGGAGAUCAAGACCGCCGGCUGCCUCUCCAGGAUAGUGGGAGCGGCGAGGAAGCCUGGAGUACCAUGAGCGUCUUGAGCGGCUGCAUCACGGUGGCCUCUGCUGCUCUUGCCGAUGCUGGGAUCGACUGUGUUGAUAUGGUGGCCGGCGGUGUUGCCGCACUUGUACGCGAUGAUAGCGACGGGGCUAAGUCUGUGGAGGGUGGCUCAAUAGUGGUUGACCCUGUUCCUGCAGAGCAUGACAAGAUAGUUGCCGCCUGCUGCGUUGCAUAUCUACCCAACAGAGAUGAGGUCACAAACUUGUGGUUCAAGGGGGAUGCGGCAGCCUCGGAUUCGGCGCUGUAUUUGAAUAUAGUCAACAACAGUGUAAGGGCAUCCAAAAUUGCCAACCGAGUCCUGGUGGACAGUCUGAAGGAGACACUACAGCAACAAGAUUAAUUGAUUAGGAUCUUGUCUUAACAUAUGAGCUGGAGGUUGAAUGUGUGUCCAGCAUGGGUUUGCCGAUCAGACGGCCAGAAAGUAAAUCAACUCAUUACAAAACCACAUUUGGUAUCACUAAACGAUUGCAGUGUGACGUGCGUCAGCGUCUACUUUGUCAGGCUGUUUCCAGCUAGUAACUUACAGCGAGGCAUCUGUGCAAAGUAACGUACGGAAUAAAGUAAAUAAAUAAAUAAACAACAGUGCAUGCAUGUUUUGUC
This is a messenger RNA of Pyricularia oryzae 70-15, 1500 nucleotides long. RefSeq names its product 3' exoribonuclease. Gene Ontology annotation, biological process: nuclear mRNA surveillance; poly(A)-dependent snoRNA 3'-end processing; U4 snRNA 3'-end processing. The transcript has 2 exons. Gene Ontology annotation, cellular component: cytoplasmic exosome (RNase complex); nucleolus; nuclear exosome (RNase complex). Lineage: Eukaryota; Fungi; Ascomycota; Sordariomycetes; Magnaporthales; Pyriculariaceae. The coding region runs from base 332 to 1240 and encodes 302 amino acids. The record is from RefSeq and is a predicted model, not a curated record.